AUGGCCGCCACAAAAGCCAUUCUUGUCACUGGUGCCACUGGAAAGCAAGGCGGUGCCGUUCUCGACCAGCUCGCAUCAUAUCCUUCGAAUUCGCAGUUUACGCUUCUGGCAGUCACGCGAGAUGUGAACUCUGGCUCAGCCAAGAAGAUUGUUGAGCGACAUCCCCAGGUCAAGCUGGUGCAAGGCAACCUCGACGAUCCCCAAGCGCUGUUCGCAUCGGCAAAAGCUGCUCUGAAAGAAGCAGAGCAAGAAGAGAAGAUCUGGGGCGUAUACUCUGUGCAAGUCUCGCUGGGCAAGAAUGUCACGCACGAGAGCGAAGUCAUCCAAGGCAACGCACUCAUCGACGCCUCCAUCGAACACGGCGUCAUGCACUUUGUCUACUCGAGCGUGGACCGCGGCGGCAAUGAGCGCAGCUUCGAGAACAAGACGCCGAUUCCCCAUUUCCAGAGCAAGUACGAGAUUGAGCAGCACUUGCUUGAGAAGGCGGGCAAGAAUGGCGAGAACAUGGGCUGGACGAUUCUUCGCCCCGUGGCCUUCAUGGACAACCUUACGCCUGCAUUCCCAACCAAGGUUUUCCUUGCAGCUCUCCGCGAUACGCUGCAGGGAAAAUCCCUCCAGUGGGUGUCGGUCGAGGACAUUGGGCUGUUCGGCGCACGUGCAUUCAUCAAUAACGAAGAGUGGAAUGCGCGCGCCGAAGGCCUUGCCGGCAGCGAACUUACCAUGGACGAGAUGAGCGGCUGCUUCGAGCGUGUCAUUGGUACCCCGCUCCCCGCUACAUAUGGGUUCCUGGGGUCAGCACUCAUGUGGGCUGUUGCCGAGGUGAAUGUCAUGCUUAGCUGGUUUGCGGCCGAGGGCUACGGCGCCGACAUUGCCAAGUUGAAGAAGGAAGAGCCCAAGUUGUGCGAUUUCGAGACUUGGUUGGCGGAGAGGAGUGGCUGGAAAGACCAGGCUAUCAAGCGAUAG
Exserohilum turcica Et28A is the source of this 963-nucleotide messenger RNA. RefSeq lists its product as uncharacterized. NCBI's taxonomy places the organism in Eukaryota, Fungi, Ascomycota, Dothideomycetes, Pleosporales, Pleosporaceae. The transcript has a single exon. The coding region runs from base 1 to 963 and encodes 320 amino acids. The record is from RefSeq and is a predicted model, not a curated record.